This is a messenger RNA of Symbiodinium sp. CCMP2592, 1560 nucleotides long. Lineage: Eukaryota; Dinophyceae; Suessiales; Symbiodiniaceae. The record is from the annotation of a GenBank genome assembly.
AUGGCAAUGAUGUCGAUGCCGAUCCGCCGCCGCGUGAGGGCCACGCUGCUGCUGGCGCUCGGCGUUUGCGCUCUCUGGAGCUUCCAGGCGCACCAGGCCUUCGGCAGCGCGACGGUGGUGGAAGUCAAGGAGGAGCCCUCGGCGAUGGUGAAGAUUGUGGCCGGCCACCCCUUGCUCGUGUGCUUCCUCGUGAUGGUCCUCACUGGUGCCUUUGCAUGCACCGAAGUCAGCCAGGCCACACCCGCUGGCCCGCCUGAGAAGCGCCCGGACUACAACACCUUCCUGAUGAUGCAGAACAUCCUCUGCUUCGCGUCCGGCUACGUCAACGCCCUGACCAUCAUCGACAUGGGCAUGACCGUGUCCCAUCAGACCGGCAACACCAGCCACACAGGACGCCUGAUUAUGAAUGGCGGAGCCGCGUUCUUUCACCUCAUGGCCGCGUUCGCGGCCGGCAGCUUCGUGGCAGGCUACAGCAAGUCCGAUGGUGAAGCAGUCUACCAGGGCCGCUACUCCCCGAACAUGCUCGCGUCCACUUUCUGCGUGCUUGGCGGCUGCUUGGUCCACUACUGCAAGGCAGCGGACGGCGUGGGCAACGAUUCUCACUCGGAGUCGCUGCUGCUCUUCGCUUUCUCCCAGGGCAUCCAGAACGGCGUGACCCGAAGGUGCACCUCGUGCCCCAUCUGCACCACGCACUUCACCGGCUACCUCACCGACUUCGGCGUCGGCCUCGGUGCCUGGGCGCGAGCGCAGGUGAGCGGUGAGCCAUCUCCCACCCUCCUCAAGGUGCUCCUCUUCGGCUCGGGCACCUUCUUCUUCGGCCUGGGCGGCGUCGCGGCCAAGGAGACCCAUGGCCCCUAUGGAAUCCAGGCCGCACUCAUCCCGGCUGCGAUCAUGGCGGCUGUUGCUGGCGGGCUGUUCCUUGGUGCAGACAAGAGUGACACGGAGUUCUCCAGAUUUCAAUGUCCGUCCCAUGGGCCCGGAUGUCUCGUGACCGUCCAGGACCUCGACCAAACUCUUCUGCCACCGGAGGAUGCCGGCAGGCACGGCAGCCCAGUCAAAACUGAUGAAGCACCAGAGCGAACCCUUCGCCCUGUGGUGGCAGCGGAGACUGAACCGAACUUGGCGCAGGCGCCGCCCACGAUGGUGGACGAGAGACCGAUCCGGCCGGCGACACAAGUUGCCCUCUCGGCCAUCCUGGAAAACACGCAGGACUCCUUGCUGUACACCGCAGAGUCAAGUGUUUUGAGCUCGCUGGAGCGAUCCGUGAACUUGGACGCGUCCUCGGCUUCGCAAGAAAAGCUCCCACUGCGAAAUCAGGAGGUGGCAGAAGAACCGCCUGCUGGAACCACACAGACUUUGGAGGACGUCUUGCCCGGCGGGUUUGAGCCUGCGGCUGCCGGAUCUGGGCCGCAGCCGGCGCCGCCCGACGCUCCCAGCGUCAUCACCCUCCACAUGUCAGCCGAGGGUGGCAACUCCGAAUGUCCUGCACCUCCGGCUCCGCCAGUGACGAGUGCUGCGGCCGAUGAUUCUCCAGGAAAGCGCUGCUGUACUGUGAUGUGA